CGCCAUGUUGGCCACCAAAGAGCCUGAAAGAAAAGCGCUCUAACAAGCUAACAUUAGCCGUAACGUGGUAUGUGUGGAGGUCCCAGCUGAAAUAAAUGACCGGCUGUGUUGUUCAAAAACCUGAAAACCUACUUGAGCGAUUUAUUUGAGUCUGUAUGUUUACAUUUUCUACGUUACAGUGUUGUAAAUCAGUCUUCACUCACGUGAGAAUAGUUCGUACCCUUUGGAAACCGACGCCAUAUUUGUUGUGCUUAACUAACGGAUUACCCAUAGGCGUGAAUGUAAUGUCAUUUGAUUUUCCGUUGGAGGCACACCUCCACCCACUCCAGAGAUGCUAACGACGUUGGGUUGGAAGUUUGGAAAGAAGCGAAAACACACUUCGGUUGCUCAGCACUGCCCAGAGGAACAUGACUUUCGCACCAGCGCAGAGCUGUCGUACUGUCCCACUUUCCAAUGGUUUGCAGAUUCCAAUAUUUGGAUUAGGCACAUCACAUGACGGUGGAUACUCUCAUGAUACCAUUGUGUAUGCACUCACUGAGUGUGGUGUUCGCCACAUCGACACAGCGAAAUACUAUGGCUGCGAGGAGAAACUGGGCAACGCUAUCGCAGAAAGUGGGAUUCCACGAAGUGAUCUGUGGGUCACCAACAAACUGUGGCCAGCAGACUACGGAUACAACGCUGCAAAGAAGGCGUGCCUUGACUCCUGCUCACAGAUGGGGGUGAAAUAUUUUGAUCUGUACCUGAUGCACUGGCCAGAGUCAUCGCGACCUGGUUGCUCUAACAGGAAGGUGAGAGCUGAGACCUGGAGAGCUUUGGAGGAACUGUAUAAAGAAGGGGUGUGCUGUGCUAUUGGAGUGAGCAACUUUAUGGUCCACCACCUGGAAGAAUUAAAGGAAGACUGUCGUGUCGUACCACAUGUUAACCAGGUGGAGUAUCAUCCUUUUCAGCAGCCCCAUCACCUGAUGGAGUACUGUCGUCAGGAGGGAAUUGUGUUUGAAGGCUACUCUCCUUUGGCCAAGGGUCAAGUCCUCAGCAACCCGACUAUUCUUCAGAUAGCAGAAAAGUACAGACACACACCUGCUCAGAUCUGCAUCCGCUGGAGUAUUCAGAAUGGAGUGGUGACAAUACCAAAAUCCACCAAAAAGGAGAGGAUUCAAGAAAACUGUCAAGUGUUUGGGUUUCACCUGGAGGAGUCGGACAUGGCUGCUUUGGGAAGCUUUCACGAUGGAAGACAUGUGACUUGGGAUCCAACAAAUGUGGAGUAACAAUAUGUAAGAAAACUCAAGAGUGCGUUUGUCUGGGAACUAGUCUUGUCAAUAAACAAUUGACUCAAGAACUAACAUUGAGAUUUUAAUAAGAUAUUAGUACUUUGUUCAUUAGCAGUGUGUCAUUCUUUGUUAGCUAACCAAUGUAACUGUAGAGUAGUUGUGCUAGUAUUGACAUUAGUAGUUUUGUCAUCUCAGAUUAUAACUAAAUGAUCACAGUGUAGACCUCCAUAGAUUCUUCUGGUUCCACCACCACCACACACAGCAUCACAGGUCCGGGCACCUCACACUGAGGAACACAAGGCAGAAUUUUGACCCGCAUCAGAUAACUCUUCACCAUGAUGAUGAUUACUAGUAUGAGUGAGCGGCUUUUGGGUAAAUCCGUCCUUUCAUGCUCUUUUCUUGGUGCUAAACUGUUCACUCCUAAAGUCUUAAAACAAAAAGUCAGUAGGCCAAUAGUAUGUCAUAAAAAAGGACAACGGCAGAGUGCAGUGUAUCAUUUGCUAUGCGAAGAUGGUGAUUGGCUGCAUUCUGCCGUGCCUCCAGGAACUGUACGCCUCCAGUUACGUGAGCAGGCAGGAAAGAUUGUAGCUGACACACCCCUGACACAAACCUUUUGGAACACCCCCCUCUGGCAAUAGGGGGUCUAUCAGGACCAAAACCUCACGCCACAAAAACUGUUUCCCCCCCCCCCCCCUGGAACUGGCCUCAUCAAUAAGGCCAGGGCCCCCCACUGACAUGGACUCCUAUCCCCCGUCAUAGAGACGUUACAUUAACGUCUUCACAUGCGUCUAUAUGCGUUACAUUAAUGCACAUUUUCGGGACUAUAUCUCUGUACAUUGCAUAUUCUUGAAUACUUCUUACUGUGAACCUUUGCAUUCCUUGGACAAUUUGCACAUUUUUGCAGAGCUCUUCUCAAGACAGCACAGCUCUUCCGUUUUUAAUUCAGAUGUAUUGCAACAUAGUUUUGAAUAGAUUUUUCUCCCGUCUAUAUUUACAGUAUUUCAUAUUCUUAUUGAAUUCUUCUAUUUUUAUGUUUCUUGAUUUUUGCAAUACUUGCUUUAAUUUUGAUUCCUAUUACUACGUUUGUUAUGCACCAAAGCAAAUUCCUUGGCAAUAAACAGGAUUCUAAAAAAUCA
Molecule: messenger RNA, 2404 nt
Organism: Cottoperca gobio
Lineage: Eukaryota; Metazoa; Chordata; Actinopteri; Perciformes; Bovichtidae
Product: glyoxal reductase
Exons: 8
Coding region: 408-1265 (285 amino acids)
Source: RefSeq, a predicted model, not a curated record